GCCCAAGUAGUCUGGGGACUGGACAGCAAGAGGGGACAGAAGGACAGGCACAGACAGAAGGUGCCAGCCUGUCAAAAAUGCCAAUCCUGAAGAGCCUGGGGGUGGGAGACCCUAAGGUACCGCGAGCAGGGACUCUGCCCCUGCGGUCCUCUCGCAACCCCUUUGAAGACACUCCAACGCUCGAAGAAGAGGAUGGGGAGCUGGGGACACUGCCCAAUGGGACAUCAUGCCGCCGGCGGGCCACGCUGGAGAAGCUGGCUGGUCUGGCCCCCUUCCGGCUAGGCUGGACCUCGGGCAGGCGGGCAGGCAGCCCCGGAGAUGGGCAAGUCCGCUCCUUCUUGGGCCGUGUGCUGGCACCGGGCAUACGGAGGAGCUCAGCGGAUUUCGGCCUCCUAAACCGGCUUCAGGGGUUCCGAACCCAUGGCGAUGAGGAGCCAGCUGGGGAAGCGGCUAGAAGACUUGCUUUCCUGAGACUCGGGCGUGGGCCCAAGCCCCGGCGGGCAUCCCUGGCAGAGAGACUGGUACCUGCAGGCGAAGCAGCCCCUGAGCCCCCACCCAAAGUUCCGGAGCCUCCCAAAAUAAAAGAACCACUGUCAGUGCUGGAGAUCCUGGGCCUGAUCCAGAGGCGCGAGCUGGCGCGAGCGGACGAGCACAUCCUGGAGCUGGAGGCGGAGGCGCCGGCGGCGGAGGCCGAGGCGGGCGCGGGGCGGCGCGCGCGGGACGUGGCGCUGCUGUACGAGGCGCUGCAGCGCGAGCUCUGGGCGCUGGUGCGCGAGGCGCUGGCGUCCCCGGGACCGGGCACCGGCGCGGUGGCGCAGCUGGGUCUCGACGUGGCCGCCGUGCGGGGACGCCUGGCGCCCGCCUACCCCGCGGGGCUGCGAGCCGGCGCCGUCUACCUGCGCGGCUACCACGAGGCGCUGGCCGAGUGGCUCGGGGCGGCCGCGCGCCGCAGGCUCCCGCUGGCCGAUCGCUACGCGCUGCUGCACUGGCACAAUCAGGUGUACCCCAGGGAGAUCCUGGGCCUGGUAGACGUGGUUGCCUUGGAGAACGGGGAGCUGGGGCCCCUCCUGUCUGCUGGCACUCUGCGGGGUCUGGAAGAUGAAUGUGUCACAGAUGUGAAGGCUCAGACCAGAGCAGCCCUUCUUCGAGUGUUGCAGGAAGAUGAGGAACAGUGGGGCAGCAUGGACUACAGACCCAGCAACCUGGCCCAGGAUGUCUGUGAGCUGCUAGAAGAGCAUACAGAGAGAGCACCGCACAUCAGUCAGGAGUUCGUGGAGAGAAUGGCCUAUUGCUGCCUGGGAGGGCUGGCAGAGUUCCUGCAGAGCUUCCAGCAGCGAGUCGAGCGAUUUCACGAGAACCCAGGGGUCCGUGAGCUGCCCUCUGACACCUACAUCAGCAGGACUAUCUCGAUGGUCAACUGCGGGCCCCCCCUGAGGUCUCUGGCUGAGCGACUGGCCAGGGUGGGGCCCCCUGAAAGUGAACCAGCCCGGGAAGCUUCAGCCAUCGCCCUGGACCGUGUGACCCGACUCUGCCACCGUGUCCUUGCUGAAUUGUUGUUUCAGGAACUACAGCCUCACUUCAACAAGCUGAUGCGAAGGAAGUGGCUGAGCAGUUCCGAAGCUCUGGAUGGCAUCGUGGGCACACUCGGCGCCCAGGCCCUGGCCCUGCGCAGGAUGCAGGAUGAACCGUACCAGGUUCUGGUGGCUGAGCUGCACCGGCGGGCGCUGGUGGAGUAUGUGCGACCACUGCUCCGCGGGCGUCUGCGCUGUCGCUCUGCGAGGACCCGCAGCCGCGUGGCUGGGAGGCUCCGCGAGGACGCGGCGCAGCUGCAGCGGUUGUUUCGCCGGCUGGAGUCCCAGGCUUAUUGGCUUGACCAGGUGGUGCCACACUUGGCCGAGAUCUUGCAGUUGGAGGACACUCCGAGCAUCCAGGUGGAGGUCGGGGUGCUGGUGCGGGACUACCCAGACAUCAGGCGGAAGCACGUGGCAGCCCUCCUUGACAUCAGAGGUCUCCGAAACACAGCUGCCCGUCAGGAGAUUCUGGCGGUGGCCCGCGACCUGGAACUAUCUGAAGGUGGUGCUCUAUCACCCUCUCGGGACCGUGCCUUCUUUGCCGACAUCCCUGUGCCCCGUACAUCUUUCUGUCUCGGCCUCCCUCUCUUCUUGGGACGCCUCCCAGUGUCCCGGCUGGCCAGGCCCAAUCUGGCUUGUCUGCCCUUGCGGCCUCGUCCUCCAUCACCAGUUAGAGCCCGAGCCCGAGCCGAUCGCUGAGACUCCCGGUGCCCCCGUUGCUGCUGACAUACCCUCCUCCCUUUCGUGUGACUCCCUGCCUGAGACACCGACCUCUGAGAUGGGAGGUUCCUUAGAUAUCCCACCCAGCCCGGAGCAUCCCCUCCAGAAGGGAAACUGAGGCCAGAACGAGCAAAGAGUUCCCCAAGGCUGCCAGGGGUCGUUCCCCGUACCCUCCUCCCCCAUAUCCCAGCAUCGUGGGGAGCCUUCUGGAAGGCUCUACAGAAAUAUCCCAGCCCCACCUCCUUUCCCCUCACCUCAAGGUCUGGCCCCGAUCCAACGUAUUAAGGAAUGGUAGAUACUUAGAAUAAAGAGGUUUCUAUUUAACACUAGGAAGGGCUGAGUCCCAAGUGCAGGGGCGGGAAAACAGGGCCCAGGGCCAAGCACUCUUUUGCACACACCCAAGGCCACCAGGGCUGGGGUCCAACUCAUAGGGAAGCCACAAAUGACCAGAUACUCCUCACUUGCCCGUUGAUACCGAGUCCUUGAGCUGUGGUUCUGAGGCCGGGGCUUGUCCAUUCUGAGCCAGAUAACACUAUUUUAUCCUGCCCAGUGUCUGAUGUUCUAGGUCUCCUGUUGCCACCUUGGCACGGCCCUCCCUACCCGUGCUUAGGGAGUCGGGGAAACCUUGCCCAGAAAGGAAGGAGCUGGGGGGUUGGGCUGGCAGCAUCCAGGGCGCCCUCCUGGAUUGAUGCAGGAAAAUCUCAGGGUGGGAAAAUUUCCAGCCUCUCAAGCCGGAGCCCAGCCGGAUCCGAAUCCCCACAGAGUCCUUGAGGUCAGCUCUCUGCUGACCUCUGCCCCUCCGGCCUCAGCUGGACAGCUCAUGAUGAAUGCUUCCUGGCCCGGGUUAUGUUUUAUUUUAUUUUUUCCUUAAGAAGUCAGAAAAGGGAGACAGCCAGGGGUCAGCACAGGGGCCGGGCUUGGAACCUCACGCACGUCUGGACAUUGGCAACAACAUGGCGGCUCUAGACUUCGAGCCUCUGGGCUGUGUGCCUGCAGAGGGGACGGUGUCAGUCUCUGUGCCGUGCUUCCUGUCCCUCCUGGGAAGUUGCUUAACUUCUCUUUGCCCAGAAGAUGCCCCUCCCCUCUUCCUUGACCUUCUGAAAGAGACACCGCAAUGUCACUGGCGCAGGAGAGGGGAACUGACUGUGUGUGUGGGCACUUGCACAAUUACACAUGUAUUUAAUCUCGGCGUGGUUAUGCUCUGUCGUUUUGGGACUUGAUAUAUCCGUCAUUCAAAAGCAGCUUUAUCACCAGGCUUGGCGACAGCAGGGCUGUGAUCCCAGCAGUCAGGGGCUGAGGCAAAAUAACAGAAGUGUUAAGCUAGACUGGGCUACAUCUCAAGACCCCACCCACAAAACAUAGUGUCUGGGACCAGGCAGGGGAAAGCGCCUGCCACCAAGCUUAACAGACUGAGCGUGAUUCCAGGACCCACACGUUGGAGAAAAUAGAAUCCUAAAUGUCUUCUGACCUGCACACACACUCUUAAAUAAAAUGGAAUAAUAACAAAUGUAA
This is a messenger RNA of Grammomys surdaster, 3803 nucleotides long. RefSeq names its product exocyst complex component 3 like 2 (gene Exoc3l2). Gene Ontology annotation, biological process: exocytosis; exocyst localization. The record is from RefSeq and is a predicted model, not a curated record. Gene Ontology annotation, molecular function: SNARE binding. Lineage: Eukaryota; Metazoa; Chordata; Mammalia; Rodentia; Muridae. Bases 78 to 2270 code for a protein of 730 amino acids. Gene Ontology annotation, cellular component: exocyst. The transcript has 13 exons.